This is a messenger RNA of Pyricularia pennisetigena, 1248 nucleotides long. RefSeq lists its product as uncharacterized. The record is from RefSeq and is a predicted model, not a curated record. The coding region runs from base 1 to 1248 and encodes 415 amino acids. Lineage: Eukaryota; Fungi; Ascomycota; Sordariomycetes; Magnaporthales; Pyriculariaceae. The transcript has a single exon.
AUGACGUCGGAUUCCAGACCAGCCCAACCACGACGCAGCAGUGGCUCUGGCUCGUCGAGAAACCUCCCCAUCCACCAUCACCCCGGCAAGCAAAAACCCACGACACAGACACCAGCACAGAUCCAAAACCAAUCACCGCACGUGGCAGACCCUUUCCUCUCUGACUUUUUGAACCCUUCCUUCGACCCCGUCGCAUACCUCAACUCCGUCCUCCCGCCCUUACAGAGCAGCAGCGGCCGCUCCUCGGCAGCGGCGUCUGCGCGCCAACCGGCAAGCAUCGGCGGCGGCGGCGGAGGCGGCAGCACCGCUUCGAAGCCCGUGCCGCUGGCCGAGCUCUCGUCCCAGGCCCAGUCCCAGAUCAACCAGCUUAACAUCCACACCACUCGGCUGGCCGCCACCCUCACCCAGCUGACCGACGACAUCCUCCGCAGCGGCAGCCGGCUCGCCUACGAGGUCGAGCUGCUGCGGGGCGAGACCCUCGGGCUGGCCGAGACACUGACCGAAGGGCUGAGCGAUGACGUCGCAAAGUUUGUUCCCGGCGGCGUGGGUGCCGCCACAGCCGCAGCGACCAGGCAGCCGCCGAGGGUGACGGCGGCUGCGGCGCACGAAGAGGGCUCGGGGCAGCAGCAGCGCGGCGUCGAGGAGGAGCAGGAUGGUGCGGCAGGGCCCCGAUCCUCGGAACCGCCCUACAUCGCGCAGCUCCGCACCUUGACCCUCGUCAGGUCGCGGCUGGAGUCGGUCAUCAAGACGUUUGGAGACGCCAUGGAGUUUGUCUUCCCGCCGUCCGAGGUUUCGGUGAGCUCGGGCUUCCUGUCCGUCUCCGCCCCGGACCCCGGCAAGGAGGCACACAGCACUGAGGAGAAGGGCCAGCAGGUACUAAGGGACCUGCGGAAAGAGAUAUCCGGGCUGCUGGCCGUGUCGGAUCCCAAAGGUAUCGAGGACGCUGUUCACCGCAUCGAAGGACUCAAGGAUUUGAACAAGGUUUGGCAAGGUACAGCUGAAGAGAAAGGUCGGACCAGGUUUCUGGAGACUCUCGCGAAACUCGUCGAGGACAGGCAUCGCGAGUUGCUGCGGGAGCUCGAACAGGCCAAGAGGGAUAACGAGAGGCUUGAUUCUGCUGCAGGCGGAGGCAAUUCUUCGGCAAAGAAGACGACGGCUGCCAACACUGCGAACGCCAGUGAAAGCAGGGGCUACGGCGGAGGGUAUGGUUUCAUUAGCCAGCUGCAGAAAAUUCGGGGUGGGUUGUGA